Molecule: messenger RNA, 720 nt
Organism: Adineta ricciae
Lineage: Eukaryota; Metazoa; Rotifera; Eurotatoria; Adinetida; Adinetidae
Source: the annotation of a GenBank genome assembly
AUGAUGACGUUUCAUAAUAAUUUAUUUUCCAUUUUACUGAUCUUUGUUACAUUCCAGACUAAUAAUGCAUUUACUUUUCCAAAAUUCUUGGAUUUGAAUUUAUCAUGGCGAAACUGUGGUCCGAGCGCAGAUCCUAUUCAAUUAAACAGUCUUUCAAUCACACCCGAUCCCAUUCGUAUUCCAGGAGGUUUUAAUAUUACCGGUUCAGCUGCUGUUACAGUUCAAAUUCCAACAGAUGUUCACGUAUCCGUUACACUCGAACGCAAAGUCGGACCAUUCUUUGUCAAAGUCCCAUGUGUUGAUAAUUUCGGCUCCUGCAACUAUGGCAAUGCUUGUCAAUUAUGGGCUGAAUAUUGUCCAAAGUUUGCUGCUAAAUUUGGCCUUCCAUGUCAAUGUCCUAUUCCAGCGAGUACAUAUUCCGUGUCCAAUGCAAAUGUAGUUAUUAAAAAAACUGUUCCUCCGGAAUUGCUUGGUGAAUAUCGUGCUACUGUUGAUAUAAGCUCAAGUCAAAGUCAUCUUGGAUGUAAGUUUGCUGCUAAAUUUGGCCUUCCAUGUCAAUGUCCUAUUCCAGCGAGUACAUAUUCCGUGUCCAAUGCAAAUGUAGUUAUUAAAAAAACUGUUCCUCCGGAAUUGCUUGGUGAAUAUCGUGCUACUGUUGAUAUAAGCUCAAGUCAAAGUCAUCUUGGAUGUGUUUUUAUUGACUUAACAGUCAAGAAAUAA